This is a messenger RNA of Mercenaria mercenaria, 2431 nucleotides long. RefSeq lists its product as uncharacterized. The coding region runs from base 1 to 2115 and encodes 704 amino acids. The record is from RefSeq and is a predicted model, not a curated record. Lineage: Eukaryota; Metazoa; Mollusca; Bivalvia; Venerida; Veneridae. Gene Ontology annotation, molecular function: DNA binding. The transcript has 3 exons. Gene Ontology annotation, cellular component: nucleus.
AUGGCGUGGUGUCGGAAUAAGCCGACAAAAUAUCCCCCGAAGGGUAAACAUGUCAAGACAGGUGCUUCGAAAAAUCGAAAGUACUCUCCAUCUAAGAUGGAGGCUGCCGUGCACAUGGUGGAGUCCGGUAGUAUGUCUAAGAAGAAAGCUGCACUUACGUUCGGCGUUCCACGUGCUAUCUUGAUAGAUAAACUGUCGGGGAGGUACAAGCUUGGUUCCACACCUGGGAGAAGUACGGUGCUGACAAAAGCUGAAGAACAAAAUUUAGUGGACUACUGUAAGCUAAUGACCAGUGUCGGCUAUCCUUUGAAAAAGGAUGAGCUUCUUCAUGAAGUUAAGAAAGUGCUUGAUCAUGAUAAACGCCCAACGCCAUUUAACAAUAACUUGCAUGGAAAAGACUGGUUUUACGGUUUUAAAAAACGGCACCCAGAAAUUUCCCAAAGGACGGCCAUGACCCUUGGCCACCAACGAGCUGGGAUUAAUGAGAGCAUGAUCAAUGGCUGGUUUGAUAGCCUACAAAGUUUUCUUCACCAGGAGGUGACCGACUGGAGGAAUAUGGUCAACGAUCCACGGCGUUGUUUCAGUGCCGAUGAAAGUGGGUUUCCACUUUGCGUGAAUACCGGAAAAGUCCUUGCUGAAAAAGGCGCAAGACAUGUGUACCAAGUUACAUCAAGUACGAAGCAGCAACUCACGGUCAUGGUUUGCUUUAAUGCGUUUGGUGAUUACAUCCCGCCACUCAUCAUAUUUCCUGGUGAAUGCUUCCGUGACUGUGGUAUCCAAGGCUUUCCAGAGGCCAUUUACGGCCAAACAUCAAACGGAUGGAUGGACAGUGAAUUGUUCGUUGAAUUCCUGAAACAUUUCAACACAUUUGUUAUCGAGAAAUGUAUACAAAAGCCUGUUAUCUUGUACGUAGAUGGACACUCAACACAUAUGUCGCUGGAAGCAGCUACGUACUGUCACGACAAUGAUAUUGUUCUCUACUGCCUUUUUCCAAAUGCGACACACGUGCUACAGCCCUGUGAUGUGGGAUUUUUCGGACCUAUGAAGUCAGCUUGGAAAAAAGAAGUGAAGGAAUGGCACUUAGCAAAUAUGGGACAGGCCUUUACGAAGCGGUAUUUUCCAGCGGUGUUCAAGAAAGCUUGGCUGAGAGUUGCCAAACUAGAGAAUGCAAUCCACGGUUUCCAGCGUUGUGGCCUGUUUCCGCUGUGUCCAAAUAAUGUUGACUUAACCAAGCUUAAUCCUUCGAAAUUGCACGAGCAAAGAAAAACCGAGCUAUCCGACUCUGUUGAAACUGAAGCUGCUCCUGUGACGCCCAGCACAACUGCCACUUUCAACUUACCUGCUGGAUCCAGCCUCUCUGUGUCACCUACGCCUGUGAGCGUAGCCGUGACACUUGCAUCUCCUGAGAAGGAAAGUGCACCUGUGACGCCGGACUUACCUGUAACGGAAGAAGCCCCACAUGUGACACCAACUGAGGUCGUGACUUCACCUGUUGUAAGUUAUUUACCUGCUUCCUCUGCGUCUCCGCCUUGUCAACUUACCUCGUCCGCUAAUGUGUCUUUCUCAACAGCUGCUCCAGCACCUACAAGUGGUGCACCCGUGACGGUUGUUGCUCCAUAUGCUUCUCUUGAGGUUCCUGGACCAAGUGGUGCAUGUACUUCGCGCCAAGGUUUGAACUUUGUAAAUGACAAGGAAAGUUACGUGUCACCAUCAUUUGCUCUUCUAGCUGUCCCGGAGAUUGCAGCCAAAAAGAAAGCUAAUAAUAUCAGACAGAAACUACCAAAGGCUUUGUCUGGGUAUGUGGCAUUAAACAUGUUGAAGGAAAGAGAAAUUAAAAAGCGCACAGAGGAAGAGGCAAAGAAAAGGAGGAAAGAGGAAAGAGAGGCAAAGAAAAAACAGCGUGAUGAAGAAAAACAACGAAAGAAGCAAGAGAGAGAAGAACAGAAAAGGUUGAAGAAAAAGAGAGACUUGAAUAAAAAUAAAAAAUCAAAGAAGCGAAAGCUGGAUGAGUCAUCAUCCGACUCCGACGGAGAUGUCCCUCGGUACGCCGAGACCGAUGAUGAUUACGACGAGAUGUCAAUGUGUCCAGGAUGCCUCACUAAUGAUGGAGACUAAGAUGAAUGGUUAUUAUGCACAGCGUGCCAAAGAAAAUGGCAUAUUUCAUGCACAGGAGAUGCUGUUUUGCUUGAAAUACCAGUUGAACAGAUUGACCAAUAUCCAUUCGUAUGCGAAUAUUGUGUUGACAAAUAAAUAAAAAAAAUGUAGUCAGACGGUAAAUAAAAAAAUUGUAGUCAGGCGGUUAGGUACAUUUACAUGAAUCAUUAUUUGUCAAAGUUACAAAGUACAAGUAAAAUGUUAAAUGUUAAAUGAAUUUGAUGGAAUAAUCAGUAUAAAUAGUAUCCAUUUCUGACAAAGCGAAAGCAAACAUUAA